Molecule: messenger RNA, 3177 nt
Organism: Contarinia nasturtii (swede midge)
Lineage: Eukaryota; Metazoa; Arthropoda; Insecta; Diptera; Cecidomyiidae
Gene: CDC50
Product: cell cycle control protein 50A
Exons: 1
Coding region: 428-1519 (363 amino acids)
Cellular component (GO): endoplasmic reticulum; plasma membrane; Golgi apparatus
Source: RefSeq, a predicted model, not a curated record
AAUAUAUCUAUUAGUCAUUCAUUCACACGAAAUUGAACUGGAAAAUGUAGAUAAUAUUGAUUUUCACAUAACAAAAAAUUUUUUGGUGCGGAAUUGUUUGCUUUUCUUCUCUCUCGGUGCUGCGUGAGUGUGAACAUAGAAGAAGUUUUUUUGGCAAAAACGAAAUUUCCAUGUGUUGUAAUAUCAUUUCGAGAAAGUUUGACGAGAAAAAAUUAGAUAAAACACCAGUGGCAAAAAUCAGUCCGAUAAAUUGAGAGGCAAAUAAAACGAAAAUUGAGUGAACGAGAUAGAGAAAAGGAACGAGCGAUUCAAUUUUAUUUUUUCAAUCGAAACGAAGCAUUUAUUGGUGUCGAAAAAGAAAACACGAACGAACAUUUGUUAAUAAAACCUUAAUCAUUGCAAAAAGUACAAUAACAGAUACGUCAAGAUGCCAGACAGUGACGUCGUCGUUGAAAACAAUGUAAAGUCAAAACGACCUUCAGGGUCAGCGUUCAAACAGCAACGACUUCCAGCAUGGCAGCCGAUGCUUACAGCUGGCACCGUUUUACCAUCAUUUUUCAUCAUUGGCAUUGCAUUUAUUCCCGUUGGCAUUGCGUUGCUGUUAUUUUCAAAUAGUGUUAGCGAACAUGUUAUCGAUUACACCGAAUGUAAUAGUGUCGAUCAACCAGGUAUUAAAUGUGCGAACAUUGUGUUCAAUAACACUACCACCGCUGAAGCUAAAACAUGCAAAUGUCGCAUAAAUUUCACACUGGACAAAGAUUUUAUUGGCGAUGUUUACAUGUACUAUGGCCUAACAAAUUUCUAUCAAAAUCAUCGACGAUAUGUUAAAUCACGAGACGAUGAUCAACUAUUGGGCAAACUAAGUGAGACGGAUGUGUCAUCGGAUUGUGAUCCAUUUAGUAAAACUAGUGAUGGUAGACCAAUUGCACCAUGCGGUGCCAUUGCAAAUUCAUUGUUCAACGAUACGCUCAGUAUCACUUGGAUGGAUGAAACGGGUGGUAAAUCGGUGCCAUUGGUGAAAACUGGUAUCGCAUGGCCAUCCGAUAAAGAAAUAAAAUUCCGUAACCCAGACAAUUUGACCGAAGCGCUGAAAAAGUUUGCACCACCAAUUGCAUGGUCAACGUCACUAGACAAACUCGAUUUGGAAGAUCCAAAUAAUAAUGGUUUUCAAAAUGAAGAUCUCAUUGUAUGGAUGCGAACAGCAGCAUUACCUAAUUUUCGAAAAUUAUAUCGAAAAAUCAAUAAAACCGAAUCAUAUUUUGCCGAUGGUUUGCACAAGGGAAACUAUACAUUAGACAUCGACUAUCGAUAUCCGGUGACAGCAUUUGAUGGACGCAAACAAAUGAUAUUGUCAACCACAUCAUUGAUUGGUGGUAAAAAUCCAUUUUUGGGCAUUGCAUACAUUGUUGUUGGUUGUGUGUGUCUUGUGUUAGGUGUUAUUUUACUCAUUAUUCACAUUAAAUACGCAAAAAAUACAACCGAAAUGAUAAACGUAAAUCCACGAACAUCGUACACAUAAAUAUUUUUUAUAUCGUUUUGUUUCGGUUUCUGUUUUUUAAAACAUUGCAUAUAGUAGAUCAAUUUGUGCACGGAAGCAAAAUUUAAAAUUAAAAAAACGAUAAAGAAAACAAAACUUUUAUUUUGAGGCAAUUUAAUUGUUAAAUAACUCUCCUACUCUGUAUAUGUAGUCAAAAUGAUUUCAAAUAUCAAAUAUGAGACCGAAAAUUGAAGAAAAAUAAUAUUCAGCGAAAAAAAAACGUGUCAAUUUUAAACCAAAAUGGAAUUGUUAGUAAUGAUUACUAUUGUAUUCACACAUGUAUCACAACAAUACAACAUCGAUUUUUUUUAGUAGAAUGAUAGUAUUUUUUUUUAAUUUGCGUAGUUAGCACACAUUCACACUUGAAAUGAAUGCCAACAGCUUGAUGAAAGAACUUAUUUAUGUGAAAUAUGAUGAAAACAAGUAGCCAAAAAAUAAUUGAUUUAAAUUGGAUAAUAAUAUGUCGAUGUAAGAACAAUAUAUGUACAAGACACGCAAAAAUCAACACAAGUGUAUUUGUUUUAUGAAGUGCUGUGACAACAACAAACAAACAAACAAUGACGUGAGAAGACCUUGUCAAUAUUUCAAUAUUGAAUUUUAUGGAAGUCCAUUUGAAAUUUGAUUUUUCUUUUCGGCCAAUGAAAAUAGCCUCAGAAAAUUGACUUAUUCAAGCGCAUCUUCUCAAUGUCAAUUAUAUUCUAAUUCAUUCUUUUUUAUGAUUAGAAUAAAUAAUUAAAUAAAAAUAAACAAAUUUUCAAAAUCGAAUUAAAGUUAUGAAUUAAAACCAUUUGCCUUACAAACCAAAAUCACAUUGACUGAAUGUUAUUCAACUACUUAUAUACUAUAUCAUCAUAUGUGCAUCAUUCAAUCAGAUGAUUUUAAGCAAACAAUUCAGUCAGAAUAAAACUAUUACUGUUUUUACUUAUAUAUAUAAAAAAAUAAUAAUAAUUUUAUAUUUAUAUAUGUGUACGAUGGCAGUGUCUAAUCAUAUCGGACACGCUUGAUGUUGAUGAUGAAAGGCACAAACAAAGAAAAAUAUCUUAGAUGUAAUACACAGCAUUGAUGUCCGUCUUUUUAACCCUAUCUGUUUAUUGUUGGGAAUUUAUUUCAAUUACUUAUUUAUUUUGUUAAGGAAAAGCUUUGAUUAAAUUAACAUUUCUUUUCUCUUGAGUACAGAUUCAUAUACCACACAUUAAAAAAAGCUUAUGGGUCCGUCAAUAUAUGUUCCCGGCGACAAGAUACUUAACUCAAUGUAUAAGAUUUUUAUACCGAACCAACAUCAAAUUUGAAAUGAAAAACCAUGUCGGUUUAACGCGAAGAACAUAAAUUGACUGGUCGUGAUAAGAAGAGUGAAAAGCUUUUGGAAAAAGUUGGCCUCACUAUGAAAUUUAUAUAGAUUCUGUGGCGCCGAACAAUUUUCGAUUCUUUAAAUCGUAUUCAGAAUCAUUUAGAGCUGUUAUUAGCACCGGAAAAAAAAUUAUUCCAUAAAAUAUUCUUGUAAAUGCUGCUCUUUCUUGUAUUAGACGCGGUACUUGAACAUUUUUAUGGAUUACCUUUGGUUUAUCGAUUGAAACUUCAAAUGAAAUGACAUAUCAAUUGUUGAUUUUAAAUAUUUUUCAAUAAAUUCUAAUACACAGAAA